UUUUCGUUCCAUGCCCCUUUUCUUUCGUUCUAUCCUUCCCUUCUUUGUUUCCCUUUCUAAACCCACCUCACAACUGUGUCCCUCCACAAUUUCUUCAAUUAUAUUAGCUUUCCUAGAAAGAAUUGCCAGUUGAUUGAUUGAUUGCAGUUUUUCCUCAGGUGGGUUCUCGAGGUUUAUCAAUUUCUUGGAGGUUUUUAUUCUAAUCUGUUGAAGUUGGGUGCUUUGAUCAGUGUUCCACGAUACUCUCGUUAGGAAAUGAUUCCGAUCUUAGUUGAUUGGUUAAUUGAAGUGGUGGAAGUCAAUAAGGAAAAUAGGAGAAGAAGGUGAUUCGUGGGAGUAGUUCUUGUUAAAGCUGAAAGGUAUCUUCAGAGGAAGACUGCCAUUCAAGCUGCUGAGGAGUUUGUCGUUAGCCAAAAUAGACCGAAGUCAGCCAGUAUAACACGGCUAAUUCAAGGUUAUGAGACGCAUUCAUUUAAGUCCAACUUUGAUUCUUGGCCAUCAGGAUCAGCACCUGUUGCCGAGGAGGGAAGAGGAAAAGUAGCAGUUAAAAUGAAGCAUAUUCUGAAGAUUCUGGCAUUGCUAGUGGGUAUUUCUGCCUUUUGGAUUGGCCUUUUACAAGCGUCAGUAAUUCCAGAGAGCUAUACGUGGUUGUUGCCGCUCUAUUUCAUUGUCUCUCUAGGAUGCUAUGGAGUCUUAAUGGUUGGAGUUGGCCUGAUGCAAUUUCCAACUUGUCCUCAAGAGGCACUUCUCUUACAUCAGGAUAUCCUUGAAGCCAGGGACUUCCUGAAGAACAAAGGGGUAGAUGUUGGUUCCAAUUGAUUAUCAUGCUGGAGUUUUAAUGUCAGAUAAUUAUGAGAAGUUUUAACUCAAAGGAGUAAGCAGAGGCAUAUCAAUUGAAGAAAGGAGCAGAGAUUUUCGAGUUUCGCUGAAUCAAGAUCUAAUAUUUGACUUGUCCUAAAUGCAUAGGUCUAUGAUAGAUCUUGGCAGCGCAUUAUUUGGUUGAGCAUUUUGUAUGAUCCGCCUGAUCAUUUUCAGAUGCCCAUAUGGAUCAUUUGGCUCCCCUGCCUCUUACUUGAAGCUUUUCUUGCUACUUCUCUAUGUUAGACUUUUUUUUUUUUUUUUUUUUAAAGUAACAAUGAUUUUUGCUCUGUAUUGUAUGCUAAUUUCAGUUGAUCAUGAACUAUCCUUCUCAUAAAAUGCUUACUCCUUGCCGAUGUUUUGUUUGGCAGAGUACUGUGUAUUAUGAAUGCCAAUAACAGAAACAAUUGA
This is a messenger RNA of Coffea eugenioides, 1269 nucleotides long. Its product is annotated as dolichol-phosphate mannose synthase subunit 3. The record is from RefSeq and is a predicted model, not a curated record. Gene Ontology annotation, cellular component: dolichol-phosphate-mannose synthase complex; endoplasmic reticulum membrane. The coding region runs from base 550 to 819 and encodes 89 amino acids. Gene Ontology annotation, biological process: GPI anchor biosynthetic process. Lineage: Eukaryota; Viridiplantae; Streptophyta; Magnoliopsida; Gentianales; Rubiaceae. The transcript is spliced from 6 exons.